ACCCACGAUGGCUGCCCGCAGCUGUGGCGAUCACUUCUGGGAGCCGAGAUUACCAUUCAGACGGAAAAUAAUGUCUUUUAAAGCAUGCUGGACUUUGGCUUUCCUCCUCUUUGCCUCAGGUCGGUGCUUUGCCGACGGCGAUCACGAAAUGGAGGAGUUUCUGAAGCGGGAGUAUUCCCUCUCGAAGCCGUACCAAGGUGUGGGAUCCUUAGGCUCCUCGCACUGGGAGCUGAUGGGGGAUGCCAUGGUAACCACCGAUCAGCUGCGGCUCACAGCUGACAAGCAGAGCAGGCAGGGGGCAGUGUGGAGCCGCCUCCCUUGCCAUCUGACGGACUGGGAGAUGCAGGUGCACUUUAAGAUUCACGGGCAAGGGAAGAAGAACUUGAAUGGGGAUGGGCUGGCCAUUUGGUACACUAAGGAACGUGGGCAGAAAGGUCCUGUAUUUGGAAAUAAGGACAACUUCACUGGCUUGGGUGUGUUCGUGGACACGUAUCCCAAUGAGGAGAAACAGCUAGAGGCGCAGAAGAAAAGAUACACUCCUCGCACACAGAGGAUCUUCCCCUUCGUACUGGCCAUGGUCGGGAACGGCAGCGUCAGCUACGACCACGAGCGGGACGGUCGGCCCACGGAGCUGGGCGGCUGCAACGCCAUGGUGCGCAACCUCAAGCACGACACCUUCCUCUUCAUCCGAUACGUCCGCCGCAGGCUCACGGUGAUGAUCGACAUCGACGGGCAGCACGAGUGGAGGGACUGCCUCGACAUACCCGGGGUGCGGCUCCCCAAAGGCUAUUAUUUCGGAGCCACAGCCGUCACGGGAGACCUCUCAGAUAACCACGACAUCAUUUCCCUGAAACUCUACCAACUGACGGUGUUGCGGAGUCCGAAGGAAGAGGAGGAUGAGGAGGACGACGAAGAGGAGAUAACGAUACCCAGCGUGGAUAACUUUGAGCUACUCAGGCUGGGUCAGAGUGAGGAAGGGAUGAGCGGAAUAGCGAUUUUCUUCACCGUGCUCCUGUCCAUGCUGGGUUGCAUCUUCCUGGUGGUCAUCGGCGUGGUGGUCUACGGCCACUGGAACGAGAACCGACGCAAGCGCUUCUACUGAGAGACGGAAAACAUGCCGAACUAAAAAAACAACAACAACAGAGGAGACACUGAGGCGAGACACUGCCGGCGGUUUUAGCCUGAGGACACUAUCGAUACGGGGGGAGGCGGAGGAGACGUGUCGCCCGCUGCAAAGAGCCUCCGUCCAACUCUCGCCACGUGAAGCAGGAGGACUCUAUUUCUGUCCGUAGGACCCGCCUGACACACACACACACACACACACACACACACACCGACUCGGCCUUAGCAUCUCCACCUCUGUGCUCGUUACCUGGCAGACGACCCCGUAUGACAUCUGACGAGCAGCUAGUAUGGUACAAAAAAAAAUCGUAUUAUGUGAAGGAAAAAGUACUUCUACUAAAGAAAUAUAAGGUGUAACGUGUCCAGUGUUUCCUACUGUACAUUAUGACUUGAAGUGCUGACCAAAUAGCAGUAAACGCUCACGAUGCUCCUUAAAGAUCUCUACUCUUUCCUUUAGAGAAAGUAUAUGUGUGCUUUUUACCUGCUUAUCAUUUUGAUAUAUACUAUAUUGUAUGCUGUUUAUUCCAAACCUGUAGUUGUAAUAUGCAUGACAUUUGUUGUUGUUGUUUUUUAUGAAUGGUCCAGGCUGACGCCGGGCUUGGUUUACACGGGAAACCGACCCGUCUCAUUGAUGCAUGUGUCAAAGAUUUGUGUGUUUCGGGGAAAUGUUUUGUCUCAGAUCCCGUCCCCCCAGGUUGUUUUUGUGUGGGUGUGUUUGUAUUUAAGAAACAAAAUGUUUAUCAGUCUGCAAAUAUUUAAGAUACAUUUACAUAGCAGAAUGGAACUUUGCACUGGAUAUGAUUGUGAUGACUACUUUUUUUCCCCCCCACUUUUUACCUGGACACUUAAAUCACACUUUUUGUUUGGGUUUCUUUUAUUUUGUAAAAGCACCACUUCUGCGUUGGCGUGACUACAACUGCAUCUCCAGGUGGUGAGGUGCUGCCACACAAGGCCUUCCCUUUUUUUUCUUUCCUGUAGCCACUUGGACAAACACUACUUUAUUUAUAAUCCGUACAUUUGUACGACAGCCGCGGGCCUCAUGUAACCAUCCAUUUUGUUCGGAUUUAUUUCCAUCGCCUCAUUAAAGACCAAACAAGACCGAUGUGAGUAUUGAAUGUCUAACAUCAAGUGGGUUAUAUGUAAUAUUUUGCAACAUCACAAAGAGUGGACCACCUCCUGGAAAACGGCUCAUUUUAGAAAGUUCCGUUUGAGCGUGGUCAUCCUUCUCUUUGGGUGACAGGGCUUCCUGUGAGAGUGCUCAAGGAAGCGGGGUUCCUUUUUCCCAGGCUUUAGAAAUGUUUACAGCGACAUACUCAAGGCUGCUGGAGGAUAAACAGAUUAAGGUUCGGGUCAAAGAAUGUCAGUCAGUCGAGUGCCAAGCUUUGUUUUAUUAAAAAAAUAAAAUACAAAUGAUGA
Messenger RNA from Pungitius pungitius (ninespine stickleback), 2538 nucleotides. RefSeq names its product lectin, mannose-binding 2-like a (gene lman2la). The coding region runs from base 8 to 1102 and encodes 364 amino acids. The record is from RefSeq and is a predicted model, not a curated record. Gene Ontology annotation, molecular function: D-mannose binding. Gene Ontology annotation, biological process: endoplasmic reticulum to Golgi vesicle-mediated transport. Gene Ontology annotation, cellular component: endoplasmic reticulum membrane; endoplasmic reticulum-Golgi intermediate compartment; Golgi membrane. NCBI's taxonomy places the organism in Eukaryota, Metazoa, Chordata, Actinopteri, Perciformes, Gasterosteidae. The transcript has 9 exons.